UUCUUGUUUUUUAAAUUAUGUACAAUCAGGGGAACACUCAUAAUUUACAAAUGCAGUAUUUGUGUUUAGUGAGUUCGCCAGAUCAGAGGCAGAAGGGAUGACAAUGCGUUGUAUUGAUAGGUGCUUGAAUUGGACCAUAAUGCUAUACAGCAUGAGCAUUCUCAAUGUAAAGAGUAGGCUACUUUUGGGUGUCUGGGAAAAUGUAUGAGAAAAAGUACAUAUUUUCUUUAGGAAUGUAGUGGAGUAAAAGUAAGAGAGCCCCAAAAAAUGACUAAUGUAGUACUUCAAAUUAUUUUUUAUUUAGUUACUUUACACCACUGGAUGUCGGUAAUCUUCAGGUCGUAAAGUCAGACCUCUAGAAAGGGGCCCGAGUUCCCGACUUGAAAUUCCGAGUUGGAUGACCGUUCAAAACUAUUUUUCCCAGUCAGAGCAACAACAAAAAUGUGAGUUCCCAGUUGUCUUGGACGCUCGGAAGACGGAGAGUUCCAAGUUGUUCUGAACGCAACAUAUACCUAUAGCGGACAUUGGCAAAAGCAUAAAUCAUAGUCCACAGACGCAAGGACGCCAUAGUCCUGCUUCCCAUUGUAACAUAGCUACAUGUCUCUGACACCACCAACCGCGGGGGACGUACAGCUCGAACGAGCACCUCCCCACAAUGCCCAACCAACGCGUCUCCCGAACUAAAAAUGGCAGAGGAUAUUGCGACUAAGCUCCAGAACUAUCGCACUGCUCCCUUCGAUGCCAGAUUCCCCAAUCAAAAUCAGACAAGGAACUGCUUCUACAACUAUCUGGAUUUUCAUCGCUGCCAAAAAUCCCUGGACGCCAAAGGAGUCGACACUGCCCCGUGUGACUGGUAUAAGAGGGUCUACAAAUCACUGUGCCCCAUUUCCUGGAUCCAGAAAUGGGACGACCAGAGGGAGGCGGGGACCUUCCCAGGGAAAAUUUGAGUGGCAUCUCCAAAGAAGUGUACUUCAUGGCAAUAUGUUUGUAUGAGUAGGACUCCUGGUCGGUCAUCAACUACUCCUCUGGAAUGUGAGCAGAGUAUAACUGAAUACCGUAGUCAUUCCUUAUCAAAGAGAAUAAUUGUGUUGCAGAUUCUGCAUUAAAGUGUCUUGAGCGAUGUUUAUCAAA
This is a messenger RNA of Oncorhynchus gorbuscha (pink salmon), 1131 nucleotides long. Its product is annotated as cytochrome c oxidase subunit 6B1. Gene Ontology annotation, cellular component: mitochondrion; respiratory chain complex IV. The record is from RefSeq and is a predicted model, not a curated record. NCBI's taxonomy places the organism in Eukaryota, Metazoa, Chordata, Actinopteri, Salmoniformes, Salmonidae. The transcript has 4 exons. Bases 687 to 947 code for a protein of 86 amino acids.